AUGCUGCCCGGGCUCGGGAGCCUGCUGCCAGGUCCCCCGGCCUGCGUCCUGCUGCUCCUCCUGGCCGCAGCCCCCGUCGCCGCCCGCUGCCCCAUGCUCUGCACCUGCUACCCGGCGCCGCCCACCGUGAGCUGCCAGGCCAACAACUUCUCGGCAGUGCCGCGGGCCCUGCCGCCCGGCACGCAGCGCCUCUUCCUGCAGAACAACCUCAUCACCGCGCUGCGGCCCGGCUCCUUUGGGCCCAGCCUGCUCACCCUGUGGCUCUUCUCCAACAACCUCUCGGCCAUCUACCCGGGCACCUUCCGCCACCUCCAGGCGCUCGAGGAGCUGGACCUGGGCGACAACCGGCACCUGCGCUCGCUGGAGCCCGACACCUUCCAGGGCCUGGAGCGGCUGCAGUCGCUGCACCUCUAUCGCUGCCAGCUCAGCAGCCUGCCCGGCACCAUCUUCCGCGGCCUGGUCAGCCUGCAGUACCUCUACCUCCAGGAGAACAGCCUGCUCCACCUACAGGAUGACCUGUUCGCGGACCUGGCCAACCUGAGCCACCUCUUCUUGCACGGGAACCGCCUGCGGCUGCUCACGGAGCACGUGUUCCGCGGCCUGGGCAGCUUGGACCGGCUGCUGCUGCACGGGAACCGGCUGCAGGGCGUGCACCGCGCAGCCUUUCGCGGCCUCGGCCGCCUCACCAUCCUCUACCUGUUCAACAACAGCCUGGCCUCGCUGCCCGGCGAGGCGCUGGCCGACCUGCCGGCGCUCGAGUUCCUGCGACUCAACGCCAACCCUUGGGCGUGCGACUGCCGCGCGCGGCCGCUCUGGGCCUGGUUCCAGCGCGCGCGCGUGUCCAGCUCCGACGUGACGUGCGCCUCGCCGCCCGAGCGCCGGGGCCGCGACCUGCGCGCGCUCCGCGAGGCCGACUUCCAGGCCUGCCCGCCCGCCGCGCCUACGCGGCCCGGGGGCCGCGCGCGCGCCAACAGCUCCUCCAACCACCUGUACGGGGUGGCCGAGGCCGGGGCGCCGCCGGCCGACCCCUCCACCCUCUACCGCGACCUGCCUGCCGAGGACGCGCGGGGGCGCCCGGGCGGCGACGCGCCCACCGAGGACGACUACUGGGGCGGCUACGGCGGCGAGGACCGGCGGGGCGAGCAGACGUGCCCCGGCGCCGCCUGCCAGGCUCCCGCGGACUCCCGCGGCCCCGCGCGCACGCCCGGGCUCGCCGCCCCGCUGCUUUGCCUGUUGAUCCUGGCGCCCCACCACCUCUGA
This is a messenger RNA of Dama dama (fallow deer), 1260 nucleotides long. It is a transcript of the gene RTN4RL2, whose product is annotated as reticulon 4 receptor like 2. Bases 1 to 1260 code for a protein of 419 amino acids. The record is from RefSeq and is a predicted model, not a curated record. The transcript is spliced from 3 exons. Lineage: Eukaryota; Metazoa; Chordata; Mammalia; Artiodactyla; Cervidae. Gene Ontology annotation, molecular function: protein binding. Gene Ontology annotation, cellular component: plasma membrane.